AUGAAGCUGAAUUCAGAGAUUGAUGGUUCGGAGAACAAAAGAGAAGGCCUAAGAUAUAUAACCCAGGCUGUAUUCCAACUGCUUAGAGAAAAUAGGGCCUGCACAUACUCGUUUAUAUGCAAAAACAUUGUGUUUCCCAAUACUGAGACGCUCAACAGAAGAAUAUACGAUGUCCUGAAUGUAAUGAAGGCAGUAGGAUUGAUUUCAAAGAGAGGCAAAAGAUACUUCUUGGUAAAUGAUGCAAGUGAUUCUGAUAGAAGAAAGGAGGAAGCGAAAAAGUUGAUGGAGAUGAAGAAGGUGUUCAAGUUCAUCGUGGAUAGAAACUCUGCUGCAGAAGACACCCAUUUAGAGAGACUAUACUUACCAUUCAUGGUUGUGAGCACAAGUAAGAAAGCAGACAUCCAUUGCGAGACUAACGAAGAGAGAAACUUCUUUGUAUUCAAAUCUACCAAGCCUCUCAAAGUCAAUGAGGAUCUGGAUAUACUGCGCGAGAUAUAUGAGAAAGCACAUUCCAAAGAAAAGACAACGGAUUUUUCUAUAGUAGAUAGACUUAGCAAUGAGAGGUUUGAAUACUUUGAGGAGAAUAAUUAUCAGCGAGAAGGGCUGGAUCCAGAUGCAUUCUUUUUUAGUUUCUAA
Encephalitozoon romaleae SJ-2008 is the source of this 636-nucleotide messenger RNA. Its product is annotated as putative E2F/DP transcription factor. Gene Ontology annotation, molecular function: RNA polymerase II transcription regulatory region sequence-specific DNA binding; DNA-binding transcription factor activity, RNA polymerase II-specific. NCBI's taxonomy places the organism in Eukaryota, Fungi, Microsporidia, Unikaryonidae. Gene Ontology annotation, biological process: regulation of transcription by RNA polymerase II; regulation of cell cycle. The transcript has a single exon. The record is from RefSeq and is a predicted model, not a curated record. Gene Ontology annotation, cellular component: transcription regulator complex; nucleus. Bases 1 to 636 code for a protein of 211 amino acids.